AUUUUACACUAAUAAUAAAUUGCAAAAUUAAAAUUGUUUUAUUUUUCAAUUGAAAUCAUUUUAUAUUUACUUAUAUGUCGAAUUAUUCAAUUUUUAAAUAUAAUAUAUAAUAAGUUUCUGUGAGCAGUGAUGAUUAAAAAAGGAUUAGCAGGCUUUUUUGGCUGAUGACUCAACAAUUUUUCCCAAAGGAUCCACAAUCCACAUCCUUUUGAAGAUGCGUAUUCCUUGAAAUUUUAUUUAUUUUAAAGUAGUGAUUGGUAAUAAUGCUGGUAGCUGGAUUGCGAAUAGUGCGUGGACCUGAUUGGAGUUGGAACAACCAAGAUGGUGGUGAAGGUCAUGUUGGCACAGUUUGCGAAAUUGGAAAACCUGGCACGGUUACUGGAUCCCCAGAUAAAACUGCUGUUGUGCAAUGGGAUAAUGGAACCAGAACCAACUACAGAAUAGGCUAUGUGGGGAAAUACGACCUCAGGGUUAUUGAUAACGCACAAAUUGGUGUUAAACAUCCAAACAUAGUAUGCGACGGUUGCACAAAUCAAGGAAUCAGCGGCAUGAGAUAUAAAUGUAUGACCUGUCAUGACUAUGAUCUGUGUUAUAUGUGUUAUCACAGCGACACUCAUGAUCUGACUCAUCCCUUCAGGAGAUUCGAUUUGGCUUCAGCUUUAGGGGUCGAUUUGCCACCUAGGCAAAAUCAAAGAAAAGCUACUCUCACUGGUAUAUUUAUAGAUGCUAAAGUUGUUAGAGGCUACAAUUGGGAAUGGGGUAAUCAGGAUGGUGGAGAAGGUAAAAUAGGCAAAGUGGUAGAUAUUCGGGGUUGGGACAACGAAAGCAGCAGAUCGGUAGCGAACGUCCAUUGGUUUUCCGGUUCGACGAACGUUUAUCGACUGGGCCACAAAGGUAUUUGUGAUAUCAAGUUUGUGGAACCGUCUUCCGGCGGUAGUUAUUAUCCUGAACAUCUUCCAAUUCUUGGUCAAACUGUGAAGUUACCGCCACCCAGGCCCGUACUCAGGCCGGUACGUUCUGGCCCAUCACCGUUUGGUAUUGGAGAUAAAGUUCAGGUGGUGUCCGUUAGUGAGGAUGAACUGAGAAGCAUGCAACAGGAUCACGGCGGAUGGAAUCCUAAAAUGGCUGAAGUAUAUGAAAAAUUUCCAACAUUCCAGUACAUCGAAAAAGUCGGUACAGUACACCGAGUGACUGACAAAGGCGACAUCAGAGUCCAAUACGAAGGAUGCGACAAUCGAUGGACGUUCAAUCCUGCUACGUUGCGGAAAGUCAACAGUUUUGCUGUUGGAGAUGUAGUCACUUUAAUAACGGACAUGGAAAUGGUGAAGGAAUUGCAAGUAGGGCACGGAGAGUGGAUCGAGUUUAUGAAACAUUCCUUAGGGAAACUGGGCAAAGUUUUAAAAGUUUAUUCAGACGGCGACCUGAGAGUGCAAUUGGACGGUCACGCUUGGACUCUGAAUCCCCAGUGCGUCAAGACCGUGCCUGGUAGUGCAGCUGAACUCGCUAACACGAUGCACGCUAAUCAGAAUCAACGACAAGAACCCUCAAUCCAAUGGCAUCCAGCAGUUCACAAUCAAGCUAACGGAGAUGCGCAAGCUAACGUAUCGGUUGAUUCACUGGUCCGCGCAGCCGCUCAGGGAAACUUGGAGACGGUUAGUCGUCUCAUAGAAGCAGCUCCGCGCAACGUUAAUGCACGAAGCAACGGCAAAACGGCGUUACAAGUGGCCGCGCACCAAGGACACGCGUCUGUUGUUAAAUAUCUAUUACGGGCAGGCGCCUCUGUUAACGCCAGCGACACUGACGGAGAUACUUGUCUACAUUAUGCUGCGUUUGGUAAUCAACCUGAGGUGCUAGAUUUAUUAAUCAAAUCUGGUGCAGAAUUAAACAGUGGGAAUCGUAGCGGCUGUACGGCCUUACACGUGGCCGCUCAUAAGCAUCCGGCUCGGUGCGCUCAGCUACUCUUGGCAGCCGGGGCGGAUCCAAACAAAAAGGACAACUAUGGAGAUACAGCAUUGCACGACGCCAUAGGCAAAGAUUCGCUCCAGGUUAUCGAUUUGCUGUGUACAACCUCAGGUACUGAUUUCACCCUUCGUAACAAAAGAGGCUUUAACGUACUCCAUCAUGCCGCACUGAAAGGUAAAAACAUAGCCACAAGGAAACUGUUGCACUACGCCAGGCAAUUGGUGAACGUGAAAAAAGACGAUGGUUUUUCUGCCCUUCAUUUGGCCGCCCUAAACGGCCAUAAAGAAGUUGUGGACACGCUGGUUCGAGUCGGUCAAGCCGAUAUCAAUUUGAGGAAUAAUCGGAAUCAGACUGCGUUGUUGUUGGCAGUUAGUCAAGGUCACUGCGAUGUUAUAGAACUGCUAGUUCGCUUGAAAGCGGACAUCAACGCCACCGACGAAGAUGACGAUACAGCACUGCACAUGGUAUUAAUGAAACGUAGCCAUCUCGAUGAUGAAGUGAGCCAAAGUCAAAGUCCCGCUAUACACUCCAUAUAUGAAAAUAUUGAAGUAGCCGAACACAAAUUGGGUAUAGCUAUAGCAUGUUAUUUGAUACAAGAGUCCAUUAAUGUAGAGGCGAUAAAUAAUAAAGGCCAAAAAGCUUUGGAAUUUUUACAAGAUAUAACGCUACAAGAACUUUUGAAGAGUUACAUUCCAUCCAAUGACAAUAACGAUGCUCAAGUUCUUCCCAAUGUGGAAACUUUAUCGCUUAACGAAGCUAGAGUAGACAAUUACAAUUUGACUGAAAACGCGCCAAAAAAUAGUCCUGCCAAGCAUCCUCUAAUAGAAGAUCAAAAAAGUACAAGAAAAAGCCGAAAACUAGACAAAUCAAUAGACUUAGGAAGUACUUCACAAGAUAAUUCACCCACUCAUAAAAAUCAUCAUUAUCAAAACGAAGACAUGUUGAACAAUCCUAUAGAAUGUUUAGUAUGUUCAGAAGCCACAGACGAAAAUGUCAAACUAGAACCCUGCGGUCAUAAGCCAGCAUGUGAAGAUUGUUCGGCAAGAAUGAAAAAAUGCCUAAUUUGCUCUGAAUUUGUUCAAAAACGGGUAACUAAAGACGGAAGAAUCGUACCGGCGAAAAGCAGACAACCUAGCGCUGAACGUAUGCGUUAUCUAGAAAGCAAAAUUGCCGAAAUCGAAGAAAGUCACGCUUGCAGCAUUUGCAUGGAGCGCAAAAGAAACAUUGUCUUUCUUUGCGGUCACGGUACUUGCCAAAAAUGCGCAGACACUCUAAAAACUUGUCACAUGUGCCGGAAAACUAUAACCAAGAAGAUUCCUAUUUACUGAUAUUUUGUAUUGUUGUUUUAUGUAUUUAUACUCCCUCCACGCAGCAGGAUAUAAUUAUUAUGGAUAAAUUUAGGGCCUAGACGAAACUAAUUAUUUAUUUAGCAUGUUGUAAGGAAACUGUGAUUUAUGUACGUUUUUAAUUUUUACCAUUCCUAGAUGAUACUAUUUUAAUGGGAUACCAAUUUUUUUAAUAAAGGAAGUAAUUGUGUUUGAAUAUUUUAA
Molecule: messenger RNA, 3512 nt
Organism: Ceutorhynchus assimilis (cabbage seed weevil)
Lineage: Eukaryota; Metazoa; Arthropoda; Insecta; Coleoptera; Curculionidae
Source: the annotation of a GenBank genome assembly